AUGUGCACCACCCUCUUCCUGCUCAGCACCUUGGCUGUGCUCUUGCGCCGACACUUUGCCAACCGAGUCCAACCAGAGCCCAGCGAAGUAGACAGGCCAGUUAUGGGCAGCAGCUUGGAAACAAACUCCCAGCCCUCUGGCAGGGAGAAAGAGCCUCUGGGGGAAGCCCUGACCCCGAGGGCCAAGGGCAGGCUGGAGCUCACCGUCACCGUCUGCUCUGCUGAAAUGAUCAAUAAGACAACGCGUUGGGUCUGCGACAUGUGUGCCUGCAGCUGA
Molecule: messenger RNA, 276 nt
Organism: Miniopterus natalensis
Lineage: Eukaryota; Metazoa; Chordata; Mammalia; Chiroptera; Miniopteridae
Source: RefSeq, a predicted model, not a curated record